Messenger RNA from Alosa alosa (allis shad), 3032 nucleotides. RefSeq names its product potassium voltage-gated channel modifier subfamily V member 1 (gene kcnv1). Gene Ontology annotation, biological process: protein homooligomerization; potassium ion transmembrane transport. Bases 203 to 1657 code for a protein of 484 amino acids. The record is from RefSeq and is a predicted model, not a curated record. The transcript is spliced from 3 exons. Lineage: Eukaryota; Metazoa; Chordata; Actinopteri; Clupeiformes; Clupeidae. Gene Ontology annotation, cellular component: membrane; voltage-gated potassium channel complex. Gene Ontology annotation, molecular function: voltage-gated potassium channel activity; protein binding.
AUCUUUUUUAUGGAAUAACUUAUAAGACCGGAAAAUUAAUUCAGCACCUGUAGUCUCGCAAAAUGCGUCUGAUUUUGAGAUAACAAAUCUGCACCAUCGUUAAAAAUAAUUUUAACAUAUGCUUUUUUUGAGAACGAAAAAUUGUCUUUCAAAUGUGGAAUAGCUUAUUUUGAGGCAAAGGUUCUCCACUGUCCAUUUCAGCAUGACCAGUGGAACCUCCAGUCCUGCACAGUUCUGUGGGGACAGCGCCUCUUUAUUGUCCCUGGAGUCUAAUGUUUUUUACAGCGAAGCACCUCUAACAACUGAUGACACUUUAGAAUUCUUCAUUAUCAAUGUUGGUGGAAGUCGCUACAUCAUUUCCCAUGAGCUGUUGGUGUCUUACCCUGAGACUAGGCUCGGCAAGCUGGCCCUGUCAACCCGUGAUGGUGCCAUGGACCUUUGUGACGACGCAGACCUCCUGGAGAACGAGUUCUUCUUUGACCGCAACUCACAGACUUUCCAGUACAUCAUGAACUUCUACAAGACGGGUCACUUGCAUGUGCGAGAGGAACUGUGUGUUGUCUCCUUCCUCCAGGAGAUCGAGUACUGGGGGAUCGAUGAGCUGCGCAUCGAUUCUUGUUGCCGGGAUAAGUAUUACCGUCGGAAGGAGAUGAAGGAAUGCCUGGAUAUCAGGAGGGACGUGGAUGUCGUAGACAGUGAGGAGGAGGACUUCACAGGGGUGAUGUGCCAGGACUUGAGACAGAGAUUAUGGGACCUCAUGGAGAAGCCAGACUCGUCCACAGCUGCAAAGACAUUUGGGACCCUGUCCAUGUUCUUUGUGGUGGUGUCCAUCGUGAACAUGGCGCUCAUAUCUCUGGACCUCACCAUGCUGGGCCAGCCGAUUCUGGAUGCCCUGGAGUACGUGUGCAUCAUCUGGUUCACGGGCGAGCUCUUGCUCCGCUUCAUGUGCGUGAGGAACAAGUGCAAGUUCAGCAGGAGUGUGGUGAACAUCAUCGACCUGCUGGCCAUCCUGCCGUUCUACAUCACGUUGGUGGUGGAGAACCUGCACGGUGGCUCCACGGAGCUGGAGAACAUGGGCCGAGUGGUGCAGGUGCUCAGACUAUUGAGGUCACUCAGAAUGCUCAAGCUGGGCCGCCAUUCCACAGGUCUAAAGUCCCUAGGCAUGACGAUCACCCAGUGCUACCAGGAAGUGGGCCUGCUGAUGCUCUUCCUGUCGGUGGGCAUCUCCAUCUUCGCCACAGUCGAGUAUGCCAUUGAGCACGACCUGCCUGAUACCACCUUCAUCAACGUGCCCAGUGCCUGGUGGUGGGCCACCACCUCCAUGACCACGGUGGGCUACGGCGACAUACGGCCCGACACGGCCGUGGGCAAGGUGGUGGCCUUCCUCUGCAUCCUCUCAGGCAUCCUCAUCCUGGCGCUGCCCAUCGCCAUCAUCAACGACCGCUUCUCGGCGUGCUACUUCACGCUCAAGGUGAAGGAGGCCGCGCUGCGGCACAGUGAGGCGCUCCGGCGGCUGGCCCGUGGCUCCACCUCCGAGGGUGCGGCGCUCGGGGUCAACCUGCGCGACGCCUAUGCCCGCAGCGUGAUGGAGAUGCUCCGCCUCCAGGGGAGGGAGAGGGCAAGCACACGCAGCAGCGCCGCCGAUGACCCCUGGUGAUAAAGGCCAUCGAAGUGCAUAGAGCAGUAUAGAGCACACGCACACACAAGCAUAUACACAAUAUGUAUCACACAAUUUUCAUCGUCUCUGCUUUACAUUAUUUUUGUGUACAGGGGUAUAGGCAGCUAUUAUCCUAUAUACGUGUAUAUAGGACAUAAACAUAUAUAGUGUAAAAUAUGUAUACCCACAUGAAUGAAGCAGACACGAUUAAUGAUUGGGGCAAAGAAAUGGAGAGAAUAUUCAUAAGUAAACAAAAACAUACAUUAACCAAGACAUUUGCUUACAAAACUAAUAUAGUAGACUGUCAUACACACAGACAAACAAUCAAUUCAGUGACAGGCAAGAAUGUUUUUCAUAAACAAGCCAAUACAUACCUGCAUACACUCAAACAUAGACACAGGUAUCUGUUAGGGGAAUGAAAUUGAAGCAAGGAGCAAGGUGGAUAAAGGCCUUGUUAACAUCUCAGCUUCAAAUGGGCACUAUACUAUACUACACUGGUGACCUGAGGAGAAAGUGAAUAUUUCUGAAUAAAAUAAUGUAUGUGGUAAGCUAUGGAGUGUGGGGUAAGAUGGAUAAAUACCAUAGGGCUACACCCAGCCUUUGUCUCCUAACAGUACUAGAAAUCUGGAUAUUCUUGGUCAUCAGAUACAUUUACAGACACACAGAGAAAAAUACUCAUCAUUUCAUGCAACAAAUUACCGGUAAUGGACUUUGUUGAACUUCAGUUUAUUCAAAUGACUAAAAAAAAAACCCUGAUGUACCAAAAACUGACAAAAACAUUCACUUUGCUGUACAUAACAAUAUCAUAUAUUUUUUUUAUUUUAUGUGCUAACCUGAACUUGUGAUUGCUAACUUGCCAUUUUAGAUAUACUGUAAUUCUUGUAUGUUCUUCUCAUACGGGUAGGCUCUAAUUCUUUGUAGUCCGGCGUGGGUAAGUGUGUAAAAAUAUGUCUCCCGCAAGCCAAUUGCAUAACAAACCAGCCUCUUUGUCCCCAUUCUGUAUCCCGUGGGAGUGUAUGUUCUUCUGAAAUGCCAUAUCUAGCUCCUGAGAGGUCAAGGUAACCUGCGUGUCAGGCAUCACCUCACAGAGCUGCUGGAGAGACUGCAGGAGUUCUUUUAACCACCAUUAACACCUUGUCAAGGCAACAGCAUCACGCAGUGCCAGUUUGUCUCAUCAUGCAGCCCUCUGCGAAAAGUUAUAUAAAGUGAGAUGUGUGUGUGUGUGUGUGUGGGUCAUUAUCGUCAUUAUCCAUGGUCAGGAGUGGAGAAUACAGUUUAUACUAUGGAACUAUUUAUUUGUUUCCGAUUGACCGAGAGACGUUCCAUGAGUUGGAAUAUCCCUGGACAUUUCAACUCAGACUUUGCAGAGCUAAUA